AGGAAUUUUCUGCGAAAUCAUUCUGUCAUGAGUAGUCAAAAGCCAUCGGUUUUAAUAGACAUCGUGUCUGACACCAUCUGACCAUGGUAAGUACUUAGCUUUGCUUGAUUUUCGAGGCUAGUUUGCUGUGAGACGGAACACUUCUCAACUCCAAAAUUAUCCGGCUAAUAAGCUUAAUGCAGUAAGCAGGAGCGGUGAAUUUGACAGUUAUAAUAAUAAUAUUAUGUAAUAUUUAAUACGGUCUUUGACUUCGUAGGCGUUAGCAAACGGAGAUAAUGACUCCUAGUGCAUGGACUGCUUUUAAUGUUAUUUUGACUUGUUCAUUGUACAAACAUUUGAUGAGAGUACUUAAGUUUACCCGGGAGCGUUUGCUUAUAUUAUGGUAAAGAAUAAUGAUGACACUGCAUGACUCAGGCCCGUUCCACUGUGUGCACUGUGUGGUAUCGAACUUAAACUAGCCUGUGAAAAGACGAGGAGAUGGUGAGGGGAAAAGUGGAAGAGGGGAAGUGGUGAAUGGGGUCUUUUUUCGCUCGAGCCGAUUUUUCCCUUUUUCCCCGCCACCAAAGGGGAAGGAGCUUAGUAGUACCAGGCUAUAAGCUCAGUUGAUCGAAUGGUGCUGCGCUCAGUUGUCAAACUCCGACAAACAAAUUGAAAUUAACAAUAGUGAUUUCCUCACUUUUGUUUGUCUGAUUUUUGUUAUUAAGAAGACAAAAACGAAAAAAGUCAGACAACAUUGCAAUUCAGUUACUCUGUCAUCAUAUGUGGGCCCUGAAUCUUAUUUUUUUAAAAUACUAUUCUGUGCAAAAGUCAUUACCUGGUGCCCUUUUUUCAUGCAGAAAAAGCUCCUGUAGAGUUAGGGAUUUUUUGUUGAUGCACGAAAACAUGAAAACUUCAUACACAUCCUUGUAAUGCGUAGUCACAGAUGACAGGAAAAAGAUUCAAAGUCUAAAUAAUUGUAAUCUACAAUAACAAAACUGGAACAUUAAUUUUGAGAUUCACUUCAGAUGCUUUUUAGCUUUAUAAAAGGUAGCGAAAUAGCAUGAGAUGGCCUCUUUAAAUUUGACAUGAAACCAGUUACUGCUACUCCCAUGUAGCACAGUAGGCUUUACUGUGCUAUACAGCAUAACUCAAGUAAUAUGGGUUUAGCUUAAAAGAUACUUGAAUUGUUCAGUACUCACUUGUUAUCAUAGGGUGUGUUCCUUUGGGAUGACCAGGAUCUGGAUCAGUGAUCUGAGAUCACUUAGAUUUGACUCAGAUUCAACUCAUGGUACAUCAAAUGAACCGAUAUAUCCUUUCCCACGGUGGAUUUGUUGGUUUCUGUGACGUGCUAUGAUCUGAAUGAUCUCAGAGCACUGAUCCUGAUCUGGAUCAUCCCAAUGGAAUGCACUCAUCAUCAUCAUCAUCAUCAUCAUCAUCAUCAUCAUCAUCAUCAUAAUACCAUUAUUUAACAAUUAGUGAAUUAGGCUGAGUAUCUUACAAAGAAUUAUGGAGAUUGAGGAGGGUGUUAUCUGUCGAGGCUGUAGGCUGAGGCGGAUAACUCCCUACGAGAUCUCCAUAAUUCUUCUUAGUAUUUACCAAAUCAGUGAAUAGCAAUUUUUGCACAUUUUGAUUGGCUCCCGUAACAUGGACUAUCCUUGGCUAUUCACUGUUUUGCGACGGGAACCAAGAUGGCAUCUCGUUUCAAGACAUUUUCGGAAGAUGGAAUUUUAGUGAUAAAUGAAGCAAUCGUGCAAAGAAAUACCAGAAAAGGGACGAACCUUGGCUUGUCGGUGUUUAUUGUAAACAAAGACUUAUAUUGUAUAUUGUAAAGAAAGUUCCUGCUAAGUGAUGUUUUUAAUUUACAAAAAGUUAUUUUCUUCAUUUUUAUUCAACUGAUUUGGUAAAUACUAAAACAACUAUUCACCCCCCCGUCGGGGGAUAGUUGUAUAAUAUGAUACGAAAGCCGAAUUCAAUAUUAUUGUCUUCUUGCUGUCCUUGCCAUGCUUUUAGCUAUUAUUUAGCCUAGUUCUUACUCUUGAAACGAGUGAAAUGUCCGCCAUUUUUGUUUUCACAACCAAAACAACUCAUCCUUGUCCCCAGGCCUUCUUGGAUAACGGUGUAUUAACCUGCAAGAAAACUGUAUUUUUGACGUCCAGUUGAUUGAUUGCAAAAUUCUUCCAAAUUUGGUCAUCAGUAACUGGUUAUGGUGAAUUAUGCGUGUGCUUUUAGCCAAUCAGAAUUGGGGAAAUAUUUUGAAUGAAUAAUAAUAUUAUAUAAUUAUUAUUAUAAAUUUAAUAUUUAAUCUAUCUUUCUUUUAAACAGUUAAAAUAAAAAUGAUAGAGUAUACUGUACUGCAGGUACAUGGAUAGGAUCUAUGGGCAUGGAACGAAGCUAGGAAUGAUUACAUUUUCUCAAAUUAUAGAUCUUGUUCUCAAGAUAAGGUGGUUUACCUUUAUUUCUCAAUUUAGGUGUUUCGUUGGAAAACGCCAUCUGGAAGAAGCCAUGAAGGCGUUUUCUAACAACCUGCACUUUGAAGUAACAUGGAAACCAUUCUUCUUAAAUCCUACUACUCCAGACACUGGAGUGCCUCUUGAUCAAUACCUGACACGCAAAUAUGGACCGAGGGUUGCAGCUCAAGCCAAAGAAGGAACAAGUCCAUUAUCAAGAGCUGGCAUGAAUGUGGUAAUUAUAUGUACAAUUGUAAUUGAUAUAAUUUAUAGUUCAUGACUGUACUACAGUGUACUUGCUGGUUUGAGGGAGUACUUGAAUUAUUUUCCUGGGUAGUGAUGAUUUGUGGCUGGGACUCUGAAAUCCUUAUUAAUUUAGUAGGGUGGGAUGAUGCCAUGGAGGCCCUUAUACUUUGACCCUGUUCGAGACAUUCUUUUCAAAUGAGUUCUCUGUUUUAGGCAAGAUGCCUUUUCUCAAUGAUCGAAUUAACUAGCAAGUCGCUCAAUUAACUUACAAAAAACAGGGCUAGACCAGGCAAAAAUUUAUUUGGCGUGGUUAUCAUGUCUGCCAACUGUCUGACGAUAAUAUUAUUUGAGCCCUGCUUAGGUUACUUUUUAGUACAUUUUUAUAAAAUAAAAACAUACAUGUACAUGUUGACAGCAACUUUCGACCCCAUUUCAGGGCAUAAACUUCAACCCCAAUCGGCUGAUAGUUAACACUUUGAAAUCUCACUGUAUGUUGGACUAUGCCAAGUCUGAGGGUAAACAAGAUCAACUUGCUGAAAACCUGUUUAAAGCUUACUUUGAGGAGGCUAGAGAUAUCAACUCUACUGAUGUUCUUGCCAAGGUUGCUGUGGAUACUGGUCUUAACCUGGACGCCAUGGAAAAGUAAACAUUAUACUCCUUCUUCAUAAUAUUCUUGCUGCGGUUUUACUUAAUUGUUGACGAGUAUGCAAAUUUUCAUGACCUCACCUCAUUAAUUAUCCAAGUCCACUGCCAGUGGUGGAUGUAGGGAUGGAGCUCGAUCCCAGUUGGAUGAUUUAAGAAAAUAUCGUUACCAUACCAUGGAUGGCUUCCAUUAUUUUAACCCCCCUUGCCUUUGGAAUUUCCAAACUGCAUUAUCCCCCAUGCCCUCGGAACUCCAUAAUCGUUAACCCCCAUGCCUUCUGAUUUCCAAAAAGCUGGGUGUGGUAUGGUAUGGAUAUUUUCUGGAAUCACCCAUGAGACCAAAACUGAGGUAUUGCUUUUUUUCAGACAGCGGGGCACUCUUACUGGCUUAAUAUCUGAGUCUAGCACAAAACAAGAUUAUGCAUUUACAUUUAAAAAUGUGAUUCAUACCUGAUAUAUUGCAGGAUGUAAAUUAUGCAUUAUGACCAAAAGUGCCAAUGUUUUUUGCAGUCUCAUAGUACAAUGUAAUUCUCUCAUUGAUUGUUUUGUUAAGUUCAAUGCCAAACUUUUCUAUGUUGAGAGUGAAAGUUAUUGUUGCUCUUAACUUAAGGAAGUUCUCACAGAAAAGAACCAUUACCAUGCAAAAUAGAAAGAAAUGCCAUAGGGAUUGUCCAUUAAAAAUAGUAUCUAUCCCUAAAAAAACCCCAGAACUAUAAGUUAAGCAACUACUUAAAAGUCAGAGAUCACACAGUCUAGUCAUAACUCCCUCUUUCUUUGUUUUUGUUGCCUGUUAUGUGGAACUCCUUAUUUGAUGCAGAGAUCAGGGGCGUAGCCAGCCUUUUUGCAUCCUCGGAGACCCAGGGGCAGAUAGUGGGGGCGAGGGAAAGUCUAAAGUAAAGAACGGCGAGAAGAGCCACUGGGGACAAUGUCUUACCAGACAAGUUCCAAACGGUUGUCGCCGUUCUGACUUCUGAUUGGCACAAGUUUUCUGGCACCAAUCAGAAGUCAGAACGGCGGCGACCGUUUGGAACUAGUCUGGUAAGACAUUGUCCCCAGGGGCUCUUCUCGCCGUUCUUUACUUUUCUUCGUGCCAUAUUUUCCGCCCGUUUAGACUUUCCCUCGCCUCCACUAUCUGCCCCUGGGUCUCCGAGGAUGGCCUUUUUGCAGGGGGGGUUCCUAAUGUAGUUUUGCUGGCCCGAUUGACAACCGAGCGCUGGAGACGCUCUUUGUUGGAGGGGUCCUGGGGCAUGCCCCCCCCCCCCCCCGAGAAAUUUUGAAAUGUAAGUCAUCGGAAAUACGAUUUCCAGCGUUCUGAGAGGCAAACCAAAGUGUUUUAAUUGCUGUAAAUUCAAGUCAGCUUUCGUUUCGUAGUGACAAAAAUUAGGCGAUAUGGGAUCGCAGCAGAUAAGUUAAGACAUUGAGGUACAAAUUUUCUUUGACGUUUCUGUAGUGCGCGAAAGGUCGACCAAUUUUGCCCGAAUAAGUUAAUUUUUUUUUUGACGACUUGGGGACCCUAGAUAUAGCAUGUGAUGUAUUUAGAUUAAUUUUCUUUUCUUGUUCUUCAGAAGCGAAGAUCUCUUCCCCCGGAAUUCCGAAAGGGGGUUCCGAUAAAUGUUUCCUCUUGAAAUUAUAAAACAUGGUCAUAGCCUAAAUGGGGGGUCCCGGAACCCCUGGAACCCUCCCCUGGUUACGCCCCUAGAGAUACAUGUAGACUUAAGUGCUGACUGCAGCAAUUACGUAGACUUGGGCUAUACCUAGUUAUCACUGACAGCCCUUGUAUAAUUGUUUUUAGACACAUGAAGGAUUCUGUUUCACGAGUAAGAGAAGAAGCUAUGGAAGCCCGUGAUGAAGGAAUUAAUGGAGUUCCUUACUUUAAUAUUCGUCUAAAGGGACAAGCUGAGCAGGUUGCCGCAUUUUCUGGUGCACAGCCACCUGAUACAUUCAAAAGUAUCUUCCAGCGUCUGUUGUCACAAGUCAAGUCUAGUGUUUAGGCUCAAGCUUUCUUUUUUUAUUUUAUUUUACAUUAUAUCUCUGUUAGAAAUACUUUUACGGCCUCAAGUAGUAGUGGCAAGACUGUUCUCUACAAAAUAAGGAACGCUAGGCAACCCAAUUCUCUGAACCUGCAAGAUGUAUGGCCUCCAGCUUAAUGUGAAUUCUAUGCAAAAACUGAGAUUUCCAAGUUGCCAAAGAGAAAAAGUGAUGUCCCAGGGACCACCGGGCACUGCUAGAGCACAGCCCUGUGGUUGCAAACUUUUUCUGAAAUAUUGAAUCAACUUUAAUAGCAAGUAUAUUAGAUUUGAUUUGAAAGCAUUAAUUAGGGGCAUGGUUAAAAAUUUUCCUGAGUCAUGCGCAGUUUUCCAAUCAUCCCUACCCUGUCCUCCAAAUUGUUCUCAUGUGGGUGGCUCGAUUAAAUGUUCCUUUUUUAAAAUCAAUAUGGGGAGGCAAUCAUAUCUCUUCCUCUAAGGACUCCCUUCUUCAAGCAAGAGUUACAGCCUUCAUGUGUGGCAAAAUCGAAUGAAAACACCAAAUUAUGUUUUAAAAACAUGAUUUAGAAAAUGUUAAAUUGGAGUUACAUUCUUAGCUAUCGCACCGUUUUGCAGGUAUCCUUUAUCUACCUUCUGUAUACCUAACCUUUGCUAGGUGCACAGUUCAUCUACUUAACUACAUGUAGAUAUGCUAUUUACUAGUCUUUCUAAGAAAGCCAAAUCUGCAUCAGGCUCACAAAAAUGCUUCCAGGACACUGUAAUCUUAGUCACUUUUGCAAGUGACGAGGAGUGCAUUCUUUUGCUUGUAAGCAAGGGCAGAACAUACUCAGACAAAGCACCGAUUUCCAUAAUAGAGGGCACUAUAACAGCACUAGAACAAAUGUAAUAGAAAAGAAUAGCUGGGAAUAUGCAUAUUUACAAACCUCAAAAUAUUUAUUUGUACGGGAAAAGUACACUUACGUUCUUAUAUUGUAUUUUCAUUAUUGUCUAAACUGUUGAGAGCGACUUUCAUAUUUGACAACCUGCCAACUCGUCUAGGCGGCGUGGGCAGCUGAUAGGAUCAGAAUGGGUUAGUUAAGUUUACCUAGCUGAUUGACAAAUUUGUAUUUAAAUGCAUGUGAAGUAGAGUUGUAAACUUUUUAUUUCUUAUACUAAAGUUUGGAAACAUUUCAAACUUUUCCAAAAUGCCAUUUUCUGUUGUUGGCUCAUCUUGAAAGAAUAUUUUGUGGCUUUAUGAUGAUCUUAGAAUCAAUUAUCUUGUAUUAACUCUAAGAUCUGAUGGUUUGAUAACUUAGUCACAAGAUUUUGACCAGCUGUUUGUAAGUCUUUUGUAGGAUGGCCUCUGUGUAAACAAGGAAAGGGAAAUAAAUUGCAAUGCAACUAUACCAU
This is a messenger RNA of Porites lobata, 6688 nucleotides long. The record is from the annotation of a GenBank genome assembly. Lineage: Eukaryota; Metazoa; Cnidaria; Anthozoa; Scleractinia; Poritidae.